AUGGCCAUGUCGCUCUCCCUCGCGCGCCUGGCCCUCCCGCCGGUCCUCCAGGCCCUCCCCGGCAGGAGGCAGGCCCACUCCGCCCUCGCCUUCCCGGCCAACUCAUUCUUCGGCGCGCCGCUGGCCGUGGCCGCCGCCGGCGCCGCCGCGCUCUCCCCGGCGGCCCCGCUCCCGCGCUCCCUCGCCGUCGUCGCCGCCGGGAAGGGGUACAAGAUGAAGACGCACAAGGCAUCGGCGAAGCGGUUCAGGGUGACGGGCACCGGGAAGAUCGUGCGGCGCUGCGCCGGGAAGCAGCAUCUGCUCAGCAAGAAGAACGCCAAGCGCCGGAAGAGGCUCUCCAAGAUGGUCCAAGUUAACAAGAGCGACUACAGCAACGUGAUGGGUGCGCUGCCCUACCUCAAAGUGAACAAGAAAGCAGGCUGA
Triticum turgidum subsp. durum (durum wheat) is the source of this 423-nucleotide messenger RNA. The record is from the annotation of a GenBank genome assembly. Lineage: Eukaryota; Viridiplantae; Streptophyta; Magnoliopsida; Poales; Poaceae.